AUGAGUUCAAGACAUAGAAGUCGAUCCAGAUCUCGAGAUCGGGAACGGCAUAAAGAAAGAGAGAAGGGUAGGGAACGGGAUCGUGAAAAAGACAGGGAUCGGGAUCGCGACCGUGAUAGAGACCGCGACCGACAUCGCGAUCGUGAUCGAGACAGGGAUCGUGAUCGCGACCGUGACCGCGACAGGCAUCGUACUAAAAGGAGAAGUAAGGAGCGCGAUAGAAGUCGGAGCCGGGAAAGGCACAGAGAAAAGAAACGAAGCAGGAGUCGCUCUCGAAGUCGCAGUCGGGGCAAAAAAUCUAAAGAUAGAGAUGGCACUAUUGCUUUACUGGACCAGAUGGUUGGCACCACAACCAAAGCAAUGUCUCGGCAAGUCACCACUAGCAGUAACGUAAACCCAGCCACUCAGGCUGCUAUUUUGGCGGCUGCAGCUGUUGCACAGACGUUUGUGGCGCAGCGGCGAAUGGCGGCACCGGUGCAGCCGGCGGCGGCGGCGGCUGCAGCCCUAUCUGCUGCUACUGCCAUUCCACCACCCACCUCGGUGCAGCAAAAGCUAGAUCAGCUUCAGGCAAGAACAGAAUCCCGGUACAGAGACAAGCUGCCCCUGGAUCAUCACCCUGAUGAUGACAAGGAUGAUGGCCUUGAUGACUUGGACAUAGGCCCUGAGGGCGAAACGGCAGCAGAAAGGCGGGCGAGACGGCGGCGCACCCGUUGGAUGGGUUCCGAGCACGACAAGACCUUUAUCCCAGGGUUGCCAACUGUAUUACCCUCAACACUCACGAAGGAACAGGAGGAGCAAUAUCUACUUCAGCUGCAGAUCGAGGAGGUGUCACGCAAGCUGCGCUCAGGAGACCUCGGCAUCCCGCACAACGUCGAAGAGAGGUCUCCGUCGCCUGAGCCGAUCUACUCGACGGAUGGCAAACGGCUGAACACAAGAGAGUACCGCACUCGACGCAAGUUGGAGGAGGAGAGGCAUAGAUUGGUCACUCGCAUGAAUCAAAUCAACCCUGAGUUCAAGCCGCCUCCAGAUUAUAAACCGCCCAUAAUUCGCGUGCACGACAAAGUGAUGAUCCCUCAAGAAGAGCACCCUGACAUUAACUUUGUCGGAUUACUUAUUGGUCCGAGAGGAAAUACACUAAAAGCGAUGGAGAAGGAGACGGGCGCGAAGAUAAUCAUCCGGGGAAAGGGCUCCGUGAAGGAAGGCAAAGUGGGACGAAAGGACGGGCAGCCGCUUCCCGGGGAAGACGAGCCCUUACACGCGUACAUCACGGCGACCGCCGCCGACGCGGUCAAACGCGCCGUCGACAAGAUAAAAGAAGUUAUUCGCCAGGGAGUCGAAGUCCCAGAGGGGCAAAACGAUUUGCGACGCAUGCAACUACGCGAACUGGCCCAGCUCAACGGCACACUACGCGAGAGUGACGGUCCCCGCUGCGCCAACUGCUCCGCCGUGGACCACAAAACCUGGCUCUGUCCGGACAAGCCCAACGUGACGGGCGCGAUCGUGUGCUCGUCGUGUGGCGGCGCCGGCCAUAUUGCCCGAGAUUGUCGCGCUAAGCGGCCAGGCCAAGCGCCGCCGCCUGCGGCUCGGGCCAAGAUCGACGAGGAGUACCUCUCGCUGAUGGCCGAGUUGGGCGAGGCACCGCCGCCGCCUCAUAUGGGCGGGGGACGUCGACCGAACGCUCAACACGCUCAGCCCACGCUCUUCCCGCAGUCGCCUUCUCAUCCGCCUCGAGCGAUUAUGCCACCACCGCCAGGCAUGUUCCCACCGCAUCCGCCGCCGCCGCAUCACGCGCCUUGGCUCGGUGCAGGUAGUCAGCCGCCUCCUCCGGGAAGUGCGCCACCGCCACCUGCCUUCCCGCCGCCACCGCAUCACGGACAGGGUGAUGGAUCAGGUCCUGGUGCUAUGCCGCCACCGCCACCCGGUAUGGUAGGAGGUCCCACCUGGCGUGGUGGGUUUCCACCCCCGCCCUGGGCCGCUCCACCGCCCCCAUUUUUGGCCCCUCCACCUCCACCGCCGCCCAUCUCGUCCUCAUAG
Molecule: messenger RNA, 2034 nt
Organism: Pieris macdunnoughi
Lineage: Eukaryota; Metazoa; Arthropoda; Insecta; Lepidoptera; Pieridae
Source: the annotation of a GenBank genome assembly